GGGAGUUCAACCACACCUUUGCAAACAACGACCUUCCAUCACCUCCCGAGUCGGCUGCGCAAUUGUAGAUUCUAAUCCCUUCGUUUAUUCUCAUUAUACUAUUAGCAAAAAUGACCACCCGUUAUCGUGUUGAAUAUGCUUUGAAGACUCACCGACGGGACCAGCUGAUCGAAUGGAUCAAGGGUCUCCUCGCCGUGCCAUUCGUGCUCCAUUCCCAGCCGACGGGAGUGUUUGAGACACCGCGAGAAACGGUGGAGCAUAUGGCUACUACAGUGCGGCGGAGGUAUGGCGAAAUCAUGCGAGAUGUGGAAGAGUUGAUCAAUGAUCACAUCAAGCACCAAGGCGCAGGCAAGCAGGACAGAUCGAAACUGAAGCUGCUGGUUCCAUCUAUUGGCUCCUUCUUCACACCGUUACUACUGUACGACGCGUUUCUUUAUCAGGAUCAGAAGCGCAUGAUCUCGUACCGUCGCUUCGUGCCGCCAUCGUUCAACGAUGUCCGCCUCAUUCUCAACACGGCGCAGGUGUUAAGCUUGACGAGAAGCGGCCAUACCGAGCUGAUCACAUUCGAUGGGGACGUGACGCUGUAUGAUGAUGGCCAGUCGUUGCUAGCCGACAAUGACGUCGUCGCGAGACUACUUUUCCUGCUCUCAAAAGGCACCAAGAUUGGAAUCGUCACCGCUGCGGGAUAUACAGAGCCCAGGCGGUACUACGAACGGCUUCAUGGACUAUUAGAUGCCAUCCAUCUAUCCAAUCUUCCCCUGGUCUUCAAGCAGAACCUGAUCGUGCUUGGUGGAGAAAGCAACUACCUGUUGAAGUACGACGAUGGGCAUCUCGACCGGCUGAUGUUUGUCCCUCGGCAUACCUGGAUUUUGCCCGAAAUGAGGGACUGGAGUCUCGAAGACAUCAAAUCCCUCUUGGAUAUUGCUCAGAUCGCGCUUCAGGAUUGCGUGACGAAUAUGAAACUCGAUGCGGAAAUCAUCCGCAAGGAGCGCGCAGUGGGUAUCAUCCCAGCCCAUGGAGUGAAAUUCGCUCGGGAGCAGUUGGAAGAGACUGUGCUGGCGGUUCACAAGAUUCUGGAAGUUUCCUCUGUGGGGCAACGAGUGCCGUUCUGUGCCUUCAACGGAGGCAACGACGUCUUCGUUGAUAUCGGUAACAAGGAAUGGGGGGUUCGAUCAUGCCAGCAGUUUUUCGGGGGCAUCGACGGAUCGAAGACCCUCCACGUUGGAGACCAAUUCCUGUCGGCGGGCGCGAAUGACUUCAAGGCACGCAUGGCGUGCACCACUGCAUGGAUUGCCAAUCCACGCGAGACGGUGCAGUUGCUCGACGAAGUUCGACUGCUCGAGGAACUCAACGAGCAGAAGAUCAAGUAGCACAUAAAGAUGUUGGACAACGACACGGACAUAGACACGACCCGUUCUUUAGGCGUAUGGAUUGAAUUCGGAGCCGUGACAGCACAUACUUAGGUAUCACCAAAUACGAAUAUACCCUUUCCUUGUCG
Eremomyces bilateralis CBS 781.70 is the source of this 1498-nucleotide messenger RNA. RefSeq names its product IMP-specific 5'-nucleotidase-like protein 1. The record is from RefSeq and is a predicted model, not a curated record. Bases 111 to 1370 code for a protein of 419 amino acids. Gene Ontology annotation, molecular function: magnesium ion binding. NCBI's taxonomy places the organism in Eukaryota, Fungi, Ascomycota, Dothideomycetes, Eremomycetales, Eremomycetaceae. The transcript is spliced from 7 exons. Gene Ontology annotation, biological process: inosine salvage; nicotinamide riboside biosynthetic process; nicotinic acid riboside biosynthetic process.